This is a messenger RNA of Meloidogyne enterolobii, 1100 nucleotides long. NCBI's taxonomy places the organism in Eukaryota, Metazoa, Nematoda, Chromadorea, Rhabditida, Meloidogynidae. The record is from the annotation of a GenBank genome assembly.
UCAUGGUGGUGGUUGCUCUUCAUUGUGGUUGGUGGUUGCUCUACAUGGUGGUGGUUGCUCUUCAUCGUGGUGGUUGUGGUUGCUCUUCAUGGUGUUCUUCAAUGCGUGUCGUGGAUGGAUGCUGGUGUGGUGCUGCUGUCAAUGCUGGAGUGGUGCUGUUUGGAGCUGCUGUGCAAUGUUGGUUUGGUGGUGGACGCAAGAUCUGGUGGCCUGGUGCAUCUACUGGCCUGCUCUGGUGGAUGGAAUUCUCUUCAUGGUCCCCCUUUCUUCACUUCCAUUGUUGGCCUGUGAUCUGGAUAGUGGUGGUGCUUCUACAACCAAAAAAUCAAGUGGAUGGAAAGUGCGUGAAUGGGAUCCUGGAAAAGGUUUGGGUAGGGGGAAGCAAGGGAGUGAGCUCGUUUCGAUUAAUCGAUUGUUUUUUGACGUUAGCUCGUUUUCUUUAUUUUUUAUUUUUGGCAUUCUGUUUACGCCAAAAAAUCUUAUUUAAAUAUCUUACUUUAUUUCUCUUUUACUUUUCUUUUUUCUCCUUUUAUUCUUUUCCUUCUAUCUUUUCCUUUCUAUUUGAGUCUCACCGUUUCACAAGAAAAUUUUUUCGUUCGAUUAUCACCAGAUUUUUUUUAAUUUUUCUCAAAAUUUUAGAGAAUUUCUUUUAUAAUUUAAUGUUCUCCACUAUUGAAUUUAUUAAACGACAUAAGCGCAAAAUUGCUGCUGGAACUGUCGCUGCUGUUGCAACAUGUUAUGGAGCUAAACGUUUAUUGGAAACUUCAACGUUUAACGACUUUGUUCGACAACCUUUUUCACUUUUACAAAAUAAUGAAGAUAAACGGACAGAUGAAUGUUUGGAUGAGGAACGCCACAACUUAAUGAUAGAAUUAAAUCAACAAGCUUGUGACAAAUUCCACAAAGUUUUACUCAAAAUCGAAGUUCAAUUAAAAGCCAAGUUGGAUAAUACUUUUGAUACAGAUUCUCUUUUAGAACAACUUUCAACGCCUGAAAUUGAUUCAAAACGGAAAAUAGAGCUGUGGGAGAGAUUAAAGGUUUAUUAUUAUUUUUUAGUAGGAUUUGGGUUUUGUGGAAGAUGGGGGAGGCUUAGGAGUUGA